AUGCUUGUUCAGAAAGACAGUGGAGAGAUUAAAGCUAUGGCCAGUGGUAUUGAUAUCGACAGUGAUCAAUACAAGAAGACUACUUACUCCAAUGAUACAAGAACGAAUUCGGGAUACAGUCAUUCAAUAACAGAUGAAGAAGUUCAGAUUCAAAUAGUGGUGGAAUCCAUCGAGAAUGAAAUAAAACAGGUGCCUUCCUCACCAGCUAAGUAUGCUAUAUACCGAGUUCUCAAGCCACUACGCGAAGUAAAGCCAGAAGCCUACACACCACGCUUGGUCUCCAUUGGUCCUUUUCAUCAUUUCAGCAAACACUUAAGGCCCAUGGAAGCACAUAAGUUGCGGCUUCUAAAAUAUUUUCUAGACCAAAGAUCUCAUACAACCUUGCCUGAUUGUGUGAGAGAGAUGAGGAAGAUAGAAAAUGAAGCUCGCCAAUAUUAUUCAGAAGUCAUUACACUUAAAAAAGAUGAAUUUGUGAGGAUGUUGGUGAUCGAUGGCUGCUUCUUACUUGAACUAAUCAUCGGGUGGGAAGAUCGCAGGCAGGAUCUUGAUGAACCUAUAUUCAAUGAAAUAUGGAUGCCUCAAAUUAUACGUGAUCUGUUGUUGCUUGAAAACCAGCUUCCCUUCUUUGUCCUCAAAAAUUUAUACAUGCUAUACAGAAAGGAUGAUGAUUCAAUCUACCGUCUUACCGAAACCUUCUUAAGGGAUUUCUUGCCACAGUCCUCGUUUAUAAUUCAUAAAGGAUCCAUACCACAGCGCUUUUGUAAUUGGGUAGAGAGUAUCUUCCAUUCAUCACCAUCAGAAUCAAAGAAAGACCGGAGAGAGUUUCUUGUUAACAAAUCUCUUUCUUCUGAUGUGCUAGGUUCUCCUUCGGAAUUGAAGAUUGACUCGGGAGAGUCACCAGAUACAUCUCCUUUUUUUCGUCUAAAGCCUCAGAUUCCACAAGGUGGAGCAAGUCAUUUGCUUGAUUAUGUUCGAUAUUUGCUAGUUUCAGAUGAGUCAAAGGUAGGUGAUAAUAAGCAGCCGCAACGAAUCUAUUGUGCAACAGAGCUCAAGAAGGCCACUGUCAAGUUUGCAAAGAGCAACACGACACUCUUCUCGGACAUAACUUUUAAGGAAGGUGUGUUGAGAAUCCCAGCUAUACAUAUAGAUGACUUGACAGAGUCUCUGCUCCGAAAUCUCAUAGCUUUGGAGCAAUCUCACCGAUAUGAUGCUAAAUAUGUUACAGCUUAUGCAGUCUUCAUGGAUGACCUUAUCAACUCUCCUGAGGAUGUGAAGUUACUGCAAGAUGAAGAAAUUUUGGAGAACCUGAUAAACUUGGAAGAUUUGGCUGCUUUGUUUCACAAAAUUCUAAUAGAGGUUACACAGCCUAAUGAACUUUGCUUCUCCCAUAUUUACUGUGAACUGGAUAGUUAUUACAAUAACCCAUGGCACAAACUUUUGGCAAAAGUUCAUCAACAUAUGGGAAGUUUGAAAAGCAAAUAUUUCAAGAAUACUUGGUCAUUCAUUUCAUUUAUUGCUGCAACUGCUCUCCUUGGCUUGACCAUCGCACAGACUGUUGCUUCUUUCAUGAAUUCACAUUAAGGGAACUGAAUUCUGCCAUGAAUUAUUUUGUAAGAU
Molecule: messenger RNA, 1617 nt
Organism: Telopea speciosissima
Lineage: Eukaryota; Viridiplantae; Streptophyta; Magnoliopsida; Proteales; Proteaceae
Product: UPF0481 protein At3g47200-like
Exons: 1
Coding region: 1-1581 (526 amino acids)
Source: RefSeq, a predicted model, not a curated record